AUGAACGGCUACUACCCGACGGGUAGAACCCCAUAUGACUACGGUGCCGCAAGCCUGUCAUCACAGAAUUCGAAUCCUGCCAACAAACCCCAAGCAUAUGCACAGGAUGGCAAUCCGACUGAAUUCGCGCAGGUUGUGCCGCAGUACAAAGCACCGGACCCGAAUUCAACACCGCGGUCAGCACGCGUCGACUUGAAAGAUCCAAUCCAAGUCCACUUGCUCACCGAGACGGCUCUUUCGGAUAGCAGGGGAUACGAGAUCUUGUCACAGGAAGAAGUGGACGAACUGAAAAAGCAAGCUGCGCUCCUCGCCCAGCGUGUAGAGACCACGAGAUCCAACCUCGCCAUACAAUCCAAAUAUCGAGAUGCCACGGCGUCCAUGGCUCGACUCAACGCCCUCAGUCAAAAUGACGAGCCGCACAACCGAGAAGCUGAACGCGAGAGAAUUGAGAAUGAGCGCAAGUGCGACGAGCUAGCUGCGGAAUUGCUCAAUCUGGAAAAGCGACUGUUGAUUCCCCAUCGGAAAAUCGUCGAGCAUACCGCUGCCAUCCUCCAACUAACUCACAAGGCCAGCAGAAAAAAGAAUGCACCUCAAAAUGGACAGCCUUUGAACGGUAUCCCCGGAAGCCCCGAAAGCCUAUAUACCUACUCGCACGGCAGAAAUAGUCUCGAUCAGGCUGGCGAUGACACAUACUUCGAUGACCCGAGCGCUUACCAUCUCGAUGGAGUUGAUCGACCAAGAAAGAAUGCUAUUGAGAUUCCUCUCAAGUCUCCAGUUCGUGAGCAGAAUCAGCUUAGGGUGGAACUGGAUCGUAUGCGCGAGGAGAAUUCAUACUUACGGUCUCAAACUGAUGGCCUGUUGAAACGGCUUCGAAGGCUCAAUGUGUCCAUGCGAGACACCAUUGUCCGAUUUAAUCCAGAGAUCAACCAAGGAUAUGAUGAGCCGCCUCAGGUAUCUACAACCCCAGACUUCAAAAUCGCAGACUUGCUCAAUGCUCAGCUUGAGUAUCUCGAGAGUGGUCUAGUUGCCGUUCAGGCCGAGCAAGACACAUUCGCGGGUGGAAUUGGAAUGGGAGAGCGUCUCGAGGCCAUGAAUCUUCAGUUACGAGAUCUCCUUAUGACGUCUGAUCCUCAUUACACGCCAACACAGCUACCACUCGACUCGGAUGUCAACGGUCAAAUGUCAUACCUGGAAGAUUCAAUUCGAUCUGUCGACUCCCACGUCGCACGCGCCAACUCUCCAUCCAAGGCACACGAUGAUGCCGGCCCCAUGUUAGCUAAUUUGUGGGUUUCGAUGCAGACGGGCUUCGCGGAAGCCAAAGAACGCAUGGAUGACCGCAAGAGAAGCCAGAUCGAGAAAGGCAUCACAGAGGACGAUAUGUCUGAUGAUGAAGACUUUGACACUGUGGAGUCGUAUUCUUUGGGGUCGUUCGUUGACAGGGUGCAGCGCAUCCAUGCGCAAGCCAUUACUCUGAGAGACCAGAAGUAUGUCCUCAAGCGACAGAUUAGGCAGCAGCGGGAGCUCAACAAGUCGGACGGCGAAAAAGACAAGGAGCUGGAGCGCAAACAGAGGGAUCUCGAGGAAGCCAGACAGCAGUUCAACGUCGCUGAAAAGAGCCGCAAGGACGCUGAAGAAAAGCUCUCCACCAUGAUGUCCGACUUUGAGAAGGCCAGGGAGGCCGCAGACCGCUCUGAAGCUGUCACGCUAGAACUUGAAGCGUGCAAGGCUCAAAUCACCCAACUCGAGCAGGGCCUCGAGGCUACUCAAACCAGCUUAGCAGCUGCAGAGUCCGGAAACCAAGGGUCCGAAAGCAAACUCGCCACAGUCAAUGCUCAGAUCGAAGAGCUUACCCAAGGAAAGAUUGCGGCAGAGACAGCCGUCCAAAGCCUGCGGGUUGAACUGUCGGCCAAGAAACAGGAAAUUAGUGACACAAAAAGAAAGGUGGACGACCUGGAAUCAGAAAUGGUUGAUCUGAAACUCGAUUUAACUGUUGCCAAAGCCGAACUAGACGGUGCUUAUGGGUCCCGUGCAGAGCGUGCAGCGGAUGUCGCAGCCUUGAGGGAGGACGGCAAGAUGGACAAACUCAAGGAGGAGAUCAAGAGGCUUCAAGGAGACAUCGACGAACUCAGAAGAAAGGACCAAGAACUCAGGAAGGAGCUUCAGGGCAUGACAGACGAGUGUCAGAGGAUCACCAGCGAAUCUGUUGGAUUAACAGGCGAGUUGGACGACGCUCUAAGAGUCAAGGACAAGCUCAAAGAGGAGCUGCAUAAUAUGCAAGAGAAGAUGGCAAAACUACAGGAGGACCUGGACAACGAGCGACUCAGGACUCCAAGCGAUGGGUCCAGGCCAGGAGCUGGCGCAUCAGUGCUGAGCGAGCGGUUCCGGGCGACGAUGAGGGAAGAACGAAAGAGGUUCCAGGAUGACCUAAAGGAGGAACGCCUCAAGUACCGCAAGUUGGAAGAAGAGCUCAGCAAACUAAAGCGCAAUUUGGGGCCUGGCAAGAGUUCUCUUACUCCACGCUAG
This is a messenger RNA of Metarhizium album ARSEF 1941, 2523 nucleotides long. RefSeq names its product involucrin repeat protein. The coding region runs from base 1 to 2523 and encodes 840 amino acids. NCBI's taxonomy places the organism in Eukaryota, Fungi, Ascomycota, Sordariomycetes, Hypocreales, Clavicipitaceae. The record is from RefSeq and is a predicted model, not a curated record. The transcript is spliced from 3 exons.